Messenger RNA from Thrips palmi, 3389 nucleotides. Its product is annotated as elongation of very long chain fatty acids protein AAEL008004-like. Gene Ontology annotation, molecular function: fatty acid elongase activity. Gene Ontology annotation, cellular component: endoplasmic reticulum membrane. The coding region runs from base 563 to 1561 and encodes 332 amino acids. The transcript has 9 exons. Lineage: Eukaryota; Metazoa; Arthropoda; Insecta; Thysanoptera; Thripidae. Gene Ontology annotation, biological process: fatty acid elongation, polyunsaturated fatty acid; very long-chain fatty acid biosynthetic process; sphingolipid biosynthetic process. The record is from RefSeq and is a predicted model, not a curated record.
CAGGCAGGCUGGCAGCCAGGCGGCCAGGCGAGGCAGUCAGUCGGCAUCGGCACGGUGCUGGUAAAGCAGUCAUCCGUCGUGCGGCUCGGCUCGGCUCUGCGGCGCUCUGCGGCGCGCUUCACUCACUCGCACCGGUCAGGCCGUCAGGCAGACUCGAGCGAGUUCCGCUGUGUUCGCAUCGUCGUAUCGUAACGUCAGUGCGUCACCGCAGUGAUACACGGCGCGAGCAACGCCCACCAACACACGGACACCCUCCACGUCGACGUGGACGUCGUGAACCUCAAGUCCGCCAAGUCCUGCCAGUCCAGCCAGCUCCCUGGAACGGCGCUGGAACGUCCGCGUCGCGCCGUCGGAAACCCCCAGGCCUGUCUGCAGCGUCUGCAGGCCGAGCCGUCGGGCACUCCGGCCGUGAGUGCGUGUGUCUGAGCCCGGGAAGAAAUCAGCACUUCUUGUUGUGCACCAGCGCAGCGCGCCGACUGGCCGAGGCUAGAGGAUAACCGCCGUCGCCCUGCACGGCACCGGCCCCCGUUUCCCAGAAAGGUCUCCAACCCCCGCCAGCACCAUGGCGCAGUUCGCCAGCAACAUCGUGCACUACUACCGGGACCUCAUGGACAACAAGAGCGAUCCCCGGGUCAACAACUGGCCCAUGAUGUCCUCCCCGGUGCCGACCGUCGCCAUCUGCCUGAGCUUCGCGUACCUCGCCAAGGUGGUGGGCCCCCGCCUGAUGGAGAACAGGAAACCCUUCAACCUGAGGAACACGCUCAUCGCCUACAACGCCUUCCAGACCGCCUUUAGCACGUGGAUAUUUUACGAAUAUUUAAUGAGCGGUUGGGCCGGCGAGUACAGCUUCCGUUGCCAACCUGUGGACUACUCCAACAGCCCUUCAGCAAUGAGGAUGGCCAACACAUGCUGGUGGUACUAUUUCUCCAAGUUCACUGAAUUCUUUGACACUCUGUUCUUUAUCCUUCGCAAAAAGAAUGAGCAUGUGUCAAUGCUGCAUGUUAUCCACCAUGGAAUUAUGCCUUUCUCUGUUUGGAUGGGCGUGAAGUUUGCUCCAGGUGGCCACAGCACUUUCUUUGCUCUCCUGAACACCUUUGUGCACAUAAUCAUGUACUUCUACUACAUGGUAUCUGCCAUGGGGCCCAAAUACAGGCGGUUAAUCUGGUGGAAGAAAUACGUCACCUCAAUUCAGAUGGUUCAGUUUGUUCUCAUUAUGGCCCAUCAGUUCCAGUUGUUGUUCACUGACUGCAAUUACCCCAAGAGUUUCAUGGUUUGGAUCGGCCUCCACGGCUUGUUGUUCUUCUUCCUGUUCUCAGACUUUUACAAAACCAGUUACAGUGCCAAAAACCAAAAGAAACCUUCCCAAAAUGGAGGAGCCUGCAUGCCUGUUCUUGAUGAAACAACGGACGGGAAUGCCAACCGCGCCAAUGGCAAAGCGCACUCUCCUAGUGAUUAUGAAAGCCCUUAUAGCAAAGCAUACUCAAGCUGUUACUCAAAUGGUAUCAGUAAUGGAUAUGUGUCAUCAGACGGUGUUAGUAGAGAAAAUCGCAAAACCCAAUAAUGUUUUUGUUAUUUUGACUGUGUUAACUUUCUUACUUUGUAUAUUUAAACAGUUAGGGAAAUGUUAAAAACUUUCUAAGCUCCAACAUAAUUGUGGAAGAACGUGUAGGGAAUAUUUUACAGAAAAGGUUUUUAAAACUUUUUGUAUAUUUUUUGAAAAAAAUUUUACAUUGUUUUCUUUUUGAAGUUAUGUCUCAGUAGCUUAUCAAUGUCAAUCUUUUGACUGAUUUGUAACAUGUUUUACUCUUUCAAAUCAGAGUUUACAUAUCUCUUUUAAAUGCAAACAUAUCUGUAUGGCUAGAUUAAAAACUGCAAGAGAUGCUGUACUCUUUGACUGUAGCUAUACUGUAAAAGUUAAUUUUUCAUUCUAUAAUUUGUGCAGAUUGGAAAGUUUAAAAUCUGUUAAAUUAAAUUUUGUUUAACUUAAGAAUGAAAACAAUUUUUUUUUGUUAAUUUUUAACUAUGUAGUAAACUUGUGAAUUAAAUAUUGUAUUUUGUAGGUGACCAAAAACCUUAAUUUUCUGUUGCUCUAGUAUUAAGUUCCUUAAGUAGAAGAUUAUUUGUUAAGACUUGCUUACUACCUUCCUCUCUUGUACUAUAUGUAUGGUGCUUCGUCACUGGUUGCCAAAAUUAACCAUCAAAUUUAUUUUUUGGAUGCAUAAGUUUAGUAAUACUUCCAAAAAAAGGAAAAGAAAAAAACAAUCUUGAUUUAGCAUGCGUAGUAUAAAGUGCAUUUCUGUUAAAUUUAGCUGCACCAGUUAUAUAGGAUUCGGCCCAUCACUCUCCCUGUGGCCUUGUGCUUAUUUAUUAAACUUAUUCAUCAAGUCUCGACAAUACAAAUCUAGAAGGAAUCUAUGGUAAAUUGUUUAGCUAGACUGGAUGUUUGUAACAAAACUAUGAGGGAUCUAUCUAUCGUCUCUGAUGUGGUUCUCGUAUCUUUAGCUAUUCUUGAAUCUUUAUGUUCAAGACGGGACCAACAGAAGAGGUGUUACAUUGAACACAUGGGAAAUGCCUGACUAGAGGAACAUUUUCCCGGCAGAUUUUGAGAUCUUUCAUUUUAUCUCUGCCUUAUUGUCCAUUGAACAUAGGAUAGUACUUGAUCAUUACUGUCAACACUUUGAGGUCUGAUUAGCAAACAAUUUUUUUUAUUUUAUAUUUUUAAUGUAUCUAUAGUCAUUCAAUUGGCAUAACAUCUAAUCUGUUGUUAUGAAAUCAUCAUAAAUUUUAUGCUGUGUUUUGGCUCUGAAGGAGGAUGACUUGUGUAAUCAGGUAGUGCUUUUAUUGGUUCAAACUCAAAGCAAUAAAACAAAACAAAAAAGUCAACAAAUUUAAACUGUAGAAACUUUGCCAAAAUAAUGUUAUGUAGAGGUGCCUUGCUUCUGUGCAUAUCUAGACCUCAGGAUUGUUCAAUUAGUGUGUUCCCUGAAACAUUGAUCAUUUGAUCAUUAGUUUGUGGUUUUAAUUCCAGGCCAUUCCAACCAAAGUUGAGUCUUUUUUUUAGUUUCUUUCAAAGUUCUGACAAUAAAGAAGUCAUAUGGAUCGAAUGGUCAGGUCAGAGAAAGAGAAUGCGGUUAAUAGCCAAUAUCUGUGUCUUAAAAUUUUGUUUUCAAUCUUUUGAAUCCAUUGUAAAUAGCUGUUAGAACUUAUUGCCCUGUUUUCAUAUACUGUUCCUUAUUUGAAAUCCUUGCUUUACAUCAAUUGGACCAUGGAAAUCUUGGUUAUUUUUUCUACCACUAUUGUGUCCAUACUUUAAAAGCCUGCAUAUUGUUGUAAGCUGUUAUUUUUGUACAUAAGUUAGGAAAAACUAUUAAAAAAAAAGAACAAGUGAA